AUGAUGGCAAAAAAGCAAGAUGCUAAGUCCCCCACAUACAACCUUAUUGUUGUGGGUUUGUCAGGGACUGAGAAAGAGAAGGGCCAGUGUGGCGUGGGCAAGUCCUGCCUGUGUAACCGCUUUGUGCGCCCCAGCGCUGAUGACUUCUAUCUGGACCACACAUCAGUGCUGAGCACAAGUGACUUUGGGGGCAGAGUGGUUAACAAUGACCACUUCCUGUUCUGGGGGGAGGUGGGGCGGGUGGUGGAGGAGGGGCCGGAGUGCAGGAUGCAUGUGGUGGAGCAAACAGAGUUCAUUGAUGACCAGACGUUCCAGCCACACCGCAGCACUGCCAUGCAGCCCUACAUCAAGAGGGCGGCCUCCACCAAGCUGGCCUCUGCAGAGAAGCUGAUGUACUUCUGCACGGACCAGCUGGGGCUGGAGCAGGACUUUGAGCAGAAGCAGAUGCCUGAGGGCAAGAUACAGGCUGACGGGUUCAUGCUCUGUGUGGACGUCAGUAGGGGGAUGAACCGCAACUUUGACGACCAGUUGAAGUUUGUCACAAACCUUUACGGUCAGCUGAGCAAAACAAAGAAGCCCAUUGUGCUAGUCUUAACCAAGUGCGAUGAGGGAGUUGAACGCUACAUCAAAGAUUCUCACACCUUUGCCAUCACUAAAAAGAGUCUUCCAGUGGUGGAGACGUCUGCGCGCUCUAACAUCAAUGUUGACCUAGCCUUCAUUGCUUUGGUGCAACUCAUUGAUAAGAGCAGGGGCAAGCCCAAGAUCAUUCCUUACUUUGAGGCCCUCAAGCUCCAGAGUCAGCAGAUAGCCCUGGCUAAAGACCGAUACGAAUGGCUAGUCAACCGUGUAGUGAAGAACCACAACGAGACCUGGCUUAACACCAGUCUACGCAUGCACAGCUCUUCAGAGUUCAAGGAAUACGUCUUUCUAGAGGGUACAGCGAAAUGCAAGAAGCUCUUCCAGCAGCAUGUGUACCGUCUAAAACAGGAGCACAUUGAGAGACGUCGGAAAAUCUAUCUGAGCACUCUUCCUCUAGCACUUAGAUCCCUGGUGCCUGACCUGGAUGAGAUCGACCAGCUGAGCUGGUCUGGGGUUCAGAAGGUCCUGGAGUCCAAGCAGCACUUUGCCCACUGGUUUGUGGUUUUGGAGGACUCUCCAUGGGAGGACACGUCUCACAUAGACAACAUGGAGGAUGAGCGCAUCCCCUCAGACCUGCUGGAGACGGCCCCAGCCGAGAACAUUUUCAACACCCACCUGGACCACCUGAGGAACGAGUGCAAGCGGGCAGAGAUGAGGCAGGAGUUCAUGCACAAGCUGGCCUGUUCUCCCUUUGUCACGCCAGGCAAGCCCUGGGAAGAGGCCCGCAGCUUCAUCAUGAAUGAAGACUUCUACCAAUGGUUGGAGGAAUCAGAGUACCUGGACCUCUACAACCGCCACCAGAAAGAGAUAAUAGACCACGCUAAAGAGGACUUCCAGGAGCUGCUGCUGGAGUACUCUGAGCUCUUCUAUGAGCUGGAGGUGGAUGCUAAGCCCAGCAAGGAGAAGAUGGGGGCCAUCCAGGAGGUUUUAGGGGAGGAGCAGAGGUUUAAGGCCCUGCAGAAGCUUCCAGCUGAGAGAGAUGCUCUGGUGUUGAAGCAUAUCCACUUUGUCUACCACCCCACCAAGGAGACCUGCCCCAGCAGCCCACAGUGUGGAGAUUUCAAGAUGGAGCAGCUCCUCGCCUCACGCUUCCCAACAUGCUACCCAUUCUUCAAUGUGAAGUCCCAUUUUGGGGAUAUUAAAGCUGACCGAAUCAACCUUGUGAUAUUGGGCAAAGACGGACUGGCCAGGGAGUUUGCCAAUGAGAUCAGGGCUCUCUGUACCAAUGACGACCGGUAUGUGCUGGAUGGGAAAAUGUAUGAGCUGACCCUGCGACCUAUCGAGGGAAACGUACGACUUCCUGUAAACUCCUUUCACACUCCCACCUUCACACCCCAUGGAUGCCUGUGUCUGUACAACUCAAAAGAGUCCCUAACUUACGUCGUAGAAAGCAUUGAAAGGUUGCGGGAGUCAACCAUCGGUAGAAGGGACGGCCAUAUAGCUCAGCUUUUAACGUCUCUGCUCUUGGUUACUAAAAGAGGUGUAGGGACGUAUGCAGAUAUUGGGGGAGAAACUGCUUUAGGCCUGAUAACACAGGGACAGCAGGUAGCAAGGAGACUGCAGUGUAGCUUCCUAGACCCAGCCUCUCCUGGUGUGGGCUAUGGGCACAAUGUGAAUGACAGUCAGAUCAAUCAAGUAUUGAGGGGUCUCCUGGACUCUAGGAGGAGCUCAUCUUUCAGUAGCAGCUCCCCACCUCUGCCUCCUAAACCUCCAGGCCCUCCUCACCAGCCCAGCCAAGAGGCAGACAUCCGCAUCGUCAUGUGCUUGAUGUGUGGAGACAACUACGACGUGGAACAGCUCCUCUCUCCCUUCCUACUGCCUCAGCACUGCAGGCCAACAUCCAAUAGUGGGACCUCAGUGAUACUGGAGCAGACGGUGGGGCCUCACAAACAGGUGAUUGAACUCUCCCUGCUUUCCUACCAUGCUUCCUUCUCCCUGAGGAAGAGCAGUUUAGUGCAUGGCUACAUUGUUGUGUACUCAGCCCGCCGCAAGGCCUCCUUGGAGACCCUAUGUGCCUUCCUGUGUGAGAUCCAGGACAUCAUCCCUGUUCAGCUGCUGGCAGUAGGGGAGAGCCAGGUGGAGCUCACAGAGAGUGAGUCUGCCAGAGAGCAGCUGGUCCAGGGAGAGGAGCUGGCCCAAGAGAUAGAGGGCAGGUUCAACAUUGUGGUGUGUGGGUCCGGAGGGGUGGUGGGCGGCCUGCACAGGAUAGAGAUGUUCCAGCCCUUCUUGAUGGAGGUGGUGGAGAAACGCAACAUUGUGGAGGCAACACACAUGUAUGAUAACGUGGCUGAGGCCUGCACUAUUGAGACUGCCUACUCCCCUCGCUGUAGCUCACCCAGCCCCGGCAACAUGUUCCUAGACUCUGAUGUGGAUGACGUGGAGCCCUCCCCACCCUACUUCGAUGGCACACUCACCUCCCAUGGUGGGGGCUUCAACCUGCCUGACCUGGACUCCAGCGAUGUCGCUGUCAUCUCUGAUAUCAGCUCUUUUGAGAACAAACUCAACAGCAAGGUCCCUCCCCAGGUGAGGCCCAAGCCCACUGUGACCUUUGACUUCCGGAAGGUGGGCCGAAACCCCUACAACACAGACACCAUGGGCCACCGUCGCUCCCUGCCCUCUGCUGUGACAUGGGUGCCAGGUGGGGACGGAGGAUACGACCCCUCAGACUAUGCAGAGCCCAUGGAUGCUGUGUCUAAGCCCCGGCCCAGCAACGAGGAGAUCAUCUACUCUGUGCCACACGACAGCACGCAGGGCAAGAUAAUCACCAUCCGCAACGCCAACAGGAUGCACUCUAACGGGAACGGCUCGGACAGUGAGGCAGAUAGCAGUUCCCUGGAGCGCCGCAGGAAGUUCUCGGCGGCGGGGGUGAAGCCCCGGCUGUACCGUGACCGCUCCAAACGCCUGGGUAAGUUCAGCAGCUUCCGCACUAGCUUCAUUGGCAGCGACGACGAGAUGGGGGCCCUGCCAAAGAUCAAGGAUGACGAGUUCGGAACCCUGAAAGGAGACAUCAUCAACGAGGAGGGAGAGGACCCCAAGAAGAGGAACAUUCUGAAGAGCCUACGGCGAACUGCCAAGGUACGUAUUUCUUCACUUAGUAUUCUCCUCUUAACUGCUAAUGGGUUAACACUAUUAUUUUCAAGUUUGAAUGACUAUUCUCUUUCAAGUUUAGGUAAAUGGAUGGCUAGCGUUGAUACGAUAAACGUGGUUAAGUAAUGACAACAUGGUUAAUAUGAUUUCCCAUGUAAACAUUUUUUUUUUUUUUUUUUUUUUACUCUUUACUUUCUAAAUAACUUUUUUGAUGCGUAAUUGCUUGAUUGUUUUAAUCAAAACUAUUCCUCCAUGCUAAUAUGCUAUUCAUAGAAAGUAAGCUAUGUGAAAUUCUAAAGUGUGUGGGUAGAAUUUAAGCCUGUAUUUCAGAGUGACUAAGACACUUGAUGCGGCAGCUGUUGAUGCUGAAUACAUGAAGGCAAAUUUAGUUUGCCAGUUUUCAGCUGAAUUGAACAUGGUGUUGACAUAAUGCAUUUUUUAAAUAAUAUAGACUUGGUCAUUAACAAUGUCAACAUUACUGUUUCUGUGCAGAAAACCAGACCAAAGCCUCGGCCCUCUAUUCCCAAGCCCCUGGAGAGCAACUACUUUGGGGUGCCCCUGGUCAACGUGGUGUCCCCAGACAGACCUAUCCCACUUUUUAUCGACAAGUGUGUCCACUUCAUUGAGACCACAGGUAGGUCACCAUUUUCUGUCUCCUCUUCUCCCCUGUGUUUGUUUAUAUGUGUGUGUGUGUGUGUGUAUUUGCCUGGUUCAUUAUGCUAUUUGACCUGGAUGCUGUGCAAAACGUAGGCAUAAUCUUAUCAUUGAUCAUUCUGAGGUAAAUCUGUGUUGCACUGUGAAUGUUUUACUUACAAUAAUCCCUUUUAUGAGGUUGUUUAAUUUCAAUAUGCUUACUGUAAGCCGUUCUGGAUGAAGGCAUCUGCUAAAUGACAAAAAUGUAAUGUGAAUGCAACUCUAUUUACAUUUAAUAAGCCAAGAAGAACUAACUACACUAGAGCAAUUGUAGCCAGUGAUCAAGUGCUGUACUUCAGCAGUGCCCUCAUUGACUUUACUGGAAAUGGAUAAUGACGUAAUGCGGAUGGUGGAGUCGAUCUAAUGAAGCAUUCUUCCUGGUUUCAAUCUCCGUCUCUCUGCAGGUCUCAACACAGAGGGGCUGUACAGGGUGAGCGGGAACAAGUGUGAGAUGGAGAGCAUGCAGAGGCAGUUUGACCAGGGUGAGUUACUGUACCUAGUGCUGUAUGCUCUAAAACAAUGUAUCAGACUCAUGGAUGGAUCAACUGUAAUACUCACCACACUGUCUGUCCCUAAGCCCUGGACUAACCCUUGUUAGUUAUGUGGCUAAUCAAUAUAUUGACACAUGAGCUGUAGAGGAAAUUAUGGCCUACAACAAAAUAUAUUUAGAACAGUGACAAAGCCGACUACCUCUGACACACUAUUCCUAUCCUUCUCUCUGCCCCUUUCUCUCCUUCUCCUACCGGUUUUUCUCCCCUUUUCUCUCCUUCUAACCUUCACCUCCCUCUACCACAGACCAUGGGCUGGACCUAGUGGAGAAGGACUUUGCCAUCAACACGGUGGCUGGGGCUCUGAAGGCCUUCUUCUCUGAGCUGCCGGAGCCCUUGGUGCCCUGCAUCCUGCAGGUGGAGUUGCUCGAGGCCUUCAGUAAGACAUGGAGUUGGCUAUGUUUAGGGAAGGGCACCGGGCUUCUGGAGGGUUCAGUAAGACAUGGAGCUGGCUGGGGUUAGGGAGGAGUCCUGGGGUUCUGGAGGGUUCAGUAAGAUAUGGAGCUGGCUGGGGUUAGGGAUGGGUACUGGGGUUCUGGAGGGUUCAGUAAGAUAUGGAGCUGGCUGGGGUUAGGGAGGAGUCCUGGGGUUCUGAAGGGUUCAGUAAGACAUGGAGCUGGCUGGGGUUAGGGAGGAGUCCUGGGGUUCUGGAGGGUUCAGUAAGAUCUAGCUGGCUGGGGUUAGGGAUGGGUACUGGGGUUUUGGAGGGUUCAGUAAGAUAUGGAGCUGGCUGGGGUUAGGGAGGGGUACUGGAGGGUUCAGUAAGACAUGGAGCUAGCUGGCUAGGGUGGUGAUGAGUGGUUGUUCAGUGAGUGACGCUUGUGAUUUAGACAGUAUCAGGUUCUCGUAGAGGGGUGGAAUAAGGAUAUGUCUGUUUUGUUCUCAGAAAACAUGUACAUCAUAUAUUGUAACUGUAUGUGUGUAUAUGUAUACUGUAUGUAUGUAGUGCUGCAUAUGGAGUAACAUUGUUGAAAACAUAUGAGUCAUAGCACUGACUCCCUCCCUCCCUCCCUGUGUGUGUGCACAGAAAUCAACGACAGGGAACAAAAGCUGUACACCAUGAAGGAUGUGCUGAGGAAGUUCCCCAGGGAGAACUAUGACGUUUUCAGAUUUGUCAUGAGCCACUUACACAAGUGAGUGCAGAUCAGACUGGCCAACUGUUUCAUUCUAUGACCUUGGCCCUGACUGCAUUGUGACUGAAACCAUUUGCAUGUUUUGUAACAUGUAUCAUUAAUGAGCUCUUAUACCUGUGUAAUAAUGUUAUUACACUAGUAGCUGUUGUCAUAUUGUUGUUGAUGGGAGUGUAUUGUGUUGUCUCUCUCAGGGUAAGCCAGCUGAGCAGACAGAACCUGAUGACCAGUGAGAAUCUGUCCAUCUGUUUCUGGCCCACUCUGAUGCGGCCAGACUUCACCACCAUGGAUGCCCUGACAGCCACACGGACCUACCAGACAAUCAUUGAGACUUUCAUCCACCAGUGUGCUUUCUUCUUCUACAACCAGCCCCUCCUGGACACCCCCACUGGCCUGGCUGGCCUCCCUGCCUCCCCCACCACCACCCUCACUGGGGGCUCUGCCUAUUCCUGCUACCGCUCCUCCCCUCCCCCCACCGCCACACAAUUCAGCCCCCUGCAGCAGUCGCCCCCCACGACCCCCCAGUCGCCCCUGCAGUCCCUCCUGCCCCCCCUCCACCAACACCCCCACUGCGCCUCCACCGAGCAAGAGACACUGAGAAGGGAGCACAUGCUGCACCCCUGA
This is a messenger RNA of Coregonus sp. 'balchen', 6721 nucleotides long. NCBI's taxonomy places the organism in Eukaryota, Metazoa, Chordata, Actinopteri, Salmoniformes, Salmonidae. The record is from the annotation of a GenBank genome assembly.